GUAAAUAAAAGUUACUGUGCACUUUGCCAGGCACCGCCACACAGUGGUUCGUAGUUUCGUGUGGACGUUGCUCGAAGAAAGUCGUCGUCGUCGUCGUUUGUCGGUCGAUCGGUCGGUUUUAGUUCAUUGUGACGUUUCCAGUAAAUGAAGCAAAGUAGUGGAGUGUACGAAUUUUUGCAUUGAUUGCGCUCAAUAAUCUCCAUCGUUUCAGCACCGAAAAAAGUGAUUCAACUUUGGCAGGACGAACAACGUAAUCGUGCGUGCAGCUGCUAAUAAGCGAAAAAAAAAACGGAAUACAAACCAACGGGCUUGGCGGUGCUUUGUUUGGCAGCCCGUUGGGAAUUCGAGCGAGACCGAACCGGGCCUUGGUGCAGUCUGGGAAGGAGGGAAAAGCAACCAAAAGUUAUCGAUUUUUCUCGGUCACCCCGCGCGUAGUGUCGUGUAGCGGUUUCUUGUUUUCUGCUAUUGGGUGCAGAAAUUUCAUAGUCAGUGAGUCGCCAAAAUUUGCGGUUGCGAGCUGUGGAGUCUGUGUAGUGCGUCAAACAAGUGAUUAAUUUCCUGAAUCUCACAGGAGAAAAAAAUUGCCCACAAUCGCUAUUUUUUGUGGAACGAGUCAGACGGAGGCUGUGGGGUAAACCCUCGUCAAUCGUUAUUAGUGACAAGUGCUAACAAUUAUUAAGUGAAAAAAAUGGAAUAACAGCUAGUCUGAGUACCAAUUCAGAUUAAAUCUGUGGAAUUAAUUACGGUCGCAGCAUGUGGAUUCCUACCAGCAACAAAUACGGAGUCGCUAUCCAUAACUGGCACGGCAAAGUCACGCACGGGCUUGCGCUGGACGUUGGCGAUUUUGUCGAGAUUCUCGAGGAAACGACACACUGGUUUAGGGGCACCUGUCCACGGAAACCGCGCAAGGUUGGCCUCUUCCCCAAGACAUACAUCCACCUGAAAAACCUAGCCAAACUCGACCCGGUAGUGGCCGAGUGUACGCUGGUACUGCGGGAAUGGUCCGAAAUAUGGAAGAAACUAUUUGUGGAGCGGGAAGAAUACAAAUUCACCUCACUGCGGAAGGUGAUGCUGGCCCUGCUGGAAAGCCGGCGGGAACUGCUGAGCGCCACCCUGACACAGGAUCAAACUUACGAUCUGCAGCUGAAAGUGAUCUCGAAAAUCGAUUGGGGCAAUCGAAAACUAGGAUUAGAUCUAGUGCCAAGGCUAGGAACGCUUGCGGUUGACCCGCACAAGAUCGGCAUCGUUUCGCUGCACCAAGUGCAUGUCAAUAGUGCCGAAAAUGCGAAAGCUGCUUCAAACCGAGGCACGUUGCGCCGGAAAGCAGGCAAAAAGAUUCUCACCCAUCACCUCUACUUUUGUAUGCGUGAUUUUGGCCAUCGAAUAGGCGAUGACGCCGAGAUCUACUUCUACCUGUACGAUGGGAACCAGCUGCGGAUGCGGGCACUGUCCGAGCGGUUCCUGGUGCGCAUUGCCAAAGAUGGAUUUUCUACGUACGUGGAAACAUCGCACAACUGCACGGUCUUCACCGAUUUGGGCUCGUCUGAUCUGAACCAGGACUUGUACCUGAUUGCCAACGUGAUGCGUGUUGGUAAGAUGCUGCACUCGGAAUCGGUGAAAAAGGGCGACAAAUUCGUUAGCAACCAUUCCUAUCGAAGACCGUACGGAGUGGGAGUAUUGCCGCUGAGUGAGAUCGGACAUUUCGAUCACACGGUGGAGUCGGAGGAGAAAGAAUUCAGCUUCAAGAUAUUCCAGUGCGAGGAGAAAGAUUAUCACCAGCUGCACGAGCUGAUCAUCAAGAAAGCCAGCGGAAAGUUCCAACCGAUCAAUGCCAGCACCCAGGGCCAUUACGGCUUGGUUGUUUCAGUGAAAUUGAUUCACGGCGGAUUGGGUCAGGCGAAAAUCGAGCAACCCAUUUUGUUCCAGGGAACUGCCAUAACUAAGAAGAUUGGCUUUCCGGAUGUCAUCAUGCCUGGUGACGUUAGGAAUGAUCUUUUCCUAACCCUAGAACGGGGAGAGUUCGAAAGGGUUGGCAUAAGUACGGCCAAAAAUAUUGAAAUCACCGCCUUGGUGCUGGAUGAAAACGGAAGAAUUAUCCAGGAGUGCAUCGCCAUUGCCGCUGGCAAUGCCUUGCAGGCGUACUACAAAUCUAUGGUUUUGUACCAUAACAAUUCCCCCGCCUGGAACGAAACCAUUCGUAUGUUCGUUCCGAUCGACAAAUUUAGCAAAGCACACGUGCGCUUCGAAUUUCGAAGUUGCUCCACGCGGGACAAAUCAGAUCCUAAACUGUUUGGAUUCAGCUUCGCCCGUCUGAUGGAACCGGGCGGGGCCACGAUUGCAGAUGGUUCGCACGAGCUGUACGUGUACAAGUGCGAAGAUAUUCUCAAGGUUCAACCCAACAUUUACCUUCGGUUGCCGUGCUCUUCGAACGACAAACACGCGCACUCCUUGGAAUCCAAUUCCUCCUACCAUCGCAGUUCCAAAGAAGCUUUCUUCGUUAAGACCAUCCUUUGCUCAACCAAGCUAACCCAGAACGGUGAUCUGCUGUCGCUGCUUCAAUGGCGCAAUCAUCCGGAGCGCAUCCAAGACUCUCUGCAGCGUGUACUCCGCCUGCAUAACGAAGAACUGAUCAAAUUUCUUCAGGAUGUGUUGGACGCUUUGUUUGCCAUGUUCUCCACCGACGAUGGCAACAGUACUCCCCACUCGGGACUUGUUUUUCACGUGCUCGUAUCGAUUUUCAGCCUGAUGCAGAGCAGUAAGUUCCAACAUUUCAAACCCGUUAUGGAUGCGUACAUUAAGGAUCACUUUGCCGCCCCACUCGUCUACAAAGGACUGCUCUCUUCGGUUCAACACCUUGCCGACUGGAUGAUGACAGCGGAAAACCUCGAGCCUAUCCUGCAAUGUUUCACCUCUCUGGAGUUUAUUUUCAAGCUGAUUAUUCAGAGUAGAAAACUAUUCGCUCACGCUUCCGGUGGCCAGUACGAGGACAAGUUCAAACAUGACCUUUUCGCAGUGUUCACGUCUCUAAACGGUAUGCUUGUCGUCGCAAGUCAUUCCCAAAUACUACCCACUCAGGAAGCCCUGUUGAGUUCGAUUGGAGUAGUUUUCGAGCAGCUGAGAACCAUCAUUACCAAAGCCGAGCUGGAAUCACUAGUCAAAGGCAUGCUGGAUGCUGUCCCAAAGGAAGCUCAACCUCCUCUUAUUCAAGCGAAGCUAAAAUCCAUCAAAGAUAUGGUGUCCGGCCAGCUCUUCCAGGAUGAUGAUCUCCGUUCGGUAAUACUGAACAUAGCUUGCAAACAUCUUCGAGUUCAUUUGGCCAGACGAGACGAGCUGAGACUAUGCGCUGAGAUUCUCGCCGAGGUUCUGAUCAAGCUGCAUGAUGCCAAGUUGAAGUCAAACGAUAAACCAUCGAAUACUAUCCACCACGAUCUGGAUACCUUGUUCUCGAGCAUCUUUCCGAUACUUAUGCAAACCAUCAACGUGCUGGGAAACGGAGGACAUGAUUCGCUAAUCUGCUCCUUGUUUGCCGUAAUUCUCGGCCUCAUGCAGCUGCUGGAUGAGUCGCACUACCAGCGAAUGUGGGAUCGGCUCAGCUCGACGGGUGGCAAUAAGGAGCUGAAGGAUUUCAUUCAGCAGUGUCUAAGCAUCUUCAAGGACAUCCUCGAACAGGACUGGAUGAUCUUCUCCAAGGAUUGGCUGGUGAUGAAGAUGUCCGCCAACGAAGUGCUACGCAAAACACUGGAAGAACUAGCGAAACCGCUGGUGUAUCGCUUCCUGGGACCUCAGUCCUUCGAUUCGCAGCUCUGGUGGUCAUACUUCAGCGUGGCGGUCAUCUUUCUGACCCAGCCGUCGCUGCAGAUCGAACAGUACCACGAAACAAAACGUCGCAAGCUGCUCAGCACCCACGGGGACAUGCGGGUCGCGAUGGGUUUCCAGAUACUGAGCAUGUGGUCCCAGCUAGGCGAGCACAAGCUGCACUUCAUCCCGUCGAUGGUCGGCCCGUUUCUGGAAGUCACCCUGGUGCCGGAGCCGGCCCUGCGAAAGGCCACCUUCACAGUGUUUUACGAUAUGAUGCAGUGCGAGCAGGUAUCCCGCGGAUCCUUCCGGCUGGUGGAAAGUGAGCUGAUCGACAAGCUGGAUUUGUUGAUUAGCGAAAACAAGGGUGACGAUGAGUAUCGGGAACUUUUCAGCACGAUGGAACAAUUGUGUCUAGCUCUGCUGGAGCGCGUUCAGGCGGAGAAUCCCUCCUGGCGUGAGUCGGGGACGGCCUUCAUUUCGUCUGUUACCCGCCUGCUGGAGCGCCUUCUGGACUAUCGCAGUGUAAUGCAGGGCGACGAGAAUCGGGACAAACGCAUGACCUGCACUGUGAAUCUGCUCAACUUCUACAACGAUGAAAUCAACCGGAAGGAGAUGUAUGUUAGGUACAUUUACAAACUACUUGAUCUCCACCUGGGGGCAGAGAAUUAUAUCGAGGCUGGGUUGACGUUGAAGCUGUAUGCCGAUAUGCUUUCGUGGGACAGCGAGAACGUUUCCGAUGAGGCUGACGGUCCGACGGAUUGGGAACAGAAGGAGAAGAUUUACAAAAAUAUUAUCAACUAUUUCGACAAAGGUAAAUGCUGGGAGAAGGGAAUUCCUCUCUGUAAGGAGCUGGCGCUAUUCUACGAGCGGAAGCGAUUUGACUAUAAUCGGCUGAGUGACGUACUCAUUCAGGAGGCGAAAUUUUUUCAAAACAUUCUAACACAGCUGCGCCCCGAGCCUGAGUACUUCCGGGUGGGAUACUACGGGACGGGUUUUCCGUCAUUCGUUAGAAACAAACAGUUCAUUUAUCGUGGACUGGAGUACGAGCGGAUCGGGGCUUUCAUCCAGCGGUUGCAGAUCGAGUUCCCCACCGCUCAGAUCUUGGACAAAAAGCACUACCCACCGGACAGUUCGAUUCUCAACUCACCAGAGCAGAGGUUCCACGUGGUUAACGUGCGACCCAUAUCCGAUCCCAGCCAUUUGAAGAGUGCCAAAGUUACGGUUCCGGAGAAAAUUUCCAAAUACUAUGAGGUCAACGAUGUAACCAAGUUCCAGUACGAUCGACCCGUUCACAAAGGACCAGUCGACAAGGAGAAUGAGUUCAAGUCACUGUGGAUCGAGCGGACAGUUUACGACAUAGCCCAACCGCUGCCGGGUAUUCUGCGGUGGUUCGAGGUGACCGAUGCAUCCAUCCACGAGUUGACACCGGUGGAAUUCGCCUGCGAAACUGUGGCCAACGUAAACAAAGAGCUGUCCGAUCUUAUCGUGCAGUAUCGGUUGGAACCAAAGCGCAACCUGAACCCGUUCACUAUGCGCUUACAGGGCUCGGUUGAUGCUAACGUAAACGGUGGCUUCUUCAAGUACCAGGAUGCGUUCUUUACCGAACGGUUUACGAAGUCCCCGGAAGGCCGAGAUCAGAGCUUACACGUGCAGCGCCUGAAGCGGAUGAUUUUCGAGCAGAUGCAAAUCCUACGGCAAGCACUGGAAUUACAUCGGAGUCUAGCUUCGGAUGAGGUUCUCCCAUUGCACAAUCGGCUAUCGGAAGCAUUUUUAGAGCUAGAGAAGAGCACCGCUGAGUGGAAAACAAAUAUCAACAUUCCAACGAAACCACUUCCACCUCUCCCGAUUCAGCACUCAACGGCUGCGCCACCAAAUGGUAUGAUGAGCUCAGGCAAUUCGCAGAAUUACUUCCCGGAGGAUCACGACGAAACGUACACCUAUCUAAGUAGAAAAACUUUAUCCCUAGCUGGGAUCGUUCCAAUGACGGCUAUGACUUCGUCUCCUCUCCCGGCACCGCAGGUUCCACCCCGCGAUUCACUAACAUCGUCUCCUUCGGCACCACCUCUUCCACCGCGUGGUCAAACUCCGGACAAACGAAACUCCAAUCCGAUGCCGUUCACAGAAUUUGUAGAACAGCAGCAGCAACAAGGGACUGCCCCGGCAAGGCCGAGAUCGAAAAAGUACUCACUGUACGAAAUUUCACUAAACGAUAGCAUGAACCACAGCUACGGUAGUCCCCGCUGUUCCAAUGAGUUGAAGGGUCUGUACGAUGUUGGCACAUUCAACCGUGACUCCGGAAUUUCCACCAGCUCCCAGGAGCUAAACAACCUGAACAGCGGUUCUCAACCGUCGAACCAUCUUAACCACCACCAUCACUACCACCAACCGAUGCCGGUUCCGACCGGGCUGAUGGAAGAUUUCAACAUCUCGCUAAACGGUAGCAAUGGGGCAACAACGCCUAGAGGACACCAGAAAACGAACUCCAAUCCGGAGUCCUACAACAUGACCAGCGUUCAGGAGCAAAAAAUGAACACCAUCAACACCUCGAUGAGCAAAUUGACCAUGGUAAACGGUUCCGCUGCUCCUCAGCCACCUCCGCCGCCAAUUCCACCAAAGUCCGCUUCUCUGCAGCACCAGCAUUCCUUCUCAACGCCAGGUCAGCAACAGUCGUCACAUCAGCAACAUCCGCGCCACCAGCGAAAUCAAUCGUUAAAUCUUAGCCACAAUUCGUCCUCCGACGGGGAUGCGAUUAGUCUGAAUGACAUCAGUCCAGCACCGCCACCGUUCAACGACACUUUCAGUGAUUCGUUCAGCGAUGAGGGCGAAGGCAACAACGAUGGCUACUGCGUACCGAAGGUACAAUCUACGACCGGUAGCCUCGGUCGGCGUUCGCUCAACGGUGUGGAAGAACUGGUCGGUGGUGGAGUAGUCGAAGUGCGGAACACCACCAUGGUACCACUGAGGCACGACGAUGAGGAGGAGGAAAUUUUCUACUAGUGCAAUAACGAGGUUUGGGAAUUGAUCAUGAUCAGUGAAAUACUCCACUUUUGUUGUAAAUAGGUUAAAAUUGUUCGCGCCAGUUUUGGGCCAAUUCCAUAAAAAAACAAAAUGAAAAGCAACAACAUACCAACGAUCAUUAUCAGGAUGUAACUGCUCUGGGGAUCGCUUCGAGAAGUGGGGGCACAAAAUAACGGGGUUGUCAAUCAUUCUAUACAUACAUUAUACAUCUAUACUAACUAAUCGGGUAAUAAUCUGAACAAACGCCAAACAAACUUUAGAUUGUAAGCUGAACAUUUAACGACAUCCAACCUAUACAAUUGAAACAAAAUUAUAUUGUUCUAUCUAUAAAAUAAUCCGCCGAAGAAUUGCGAUAAAACGCUGUGAGUAAUGUUACGCCAGCGGCACACAGAGAGCGGACACAUCUACAAAUUGUGUCAAAUUCUCCCGUCAACAUUAAAAGUUUCCUAACUUGUGUGUCUUUGCUCUCUGUUUGUCCAGGCGGUACUCAUCAAAGCUACACUAACACGGAAACUACGAUUUCAAUCCUCUUGUAAUGGCUAGAAUUUACUUUGGCAGUACAUAUAUACAACAUAUAAUAUUAUCAAUUUAGAUGUUAAAUUUUGCAGUGGUUUCUCCGUAACAAAAAAUCUCGACGUGACGCCGCAACUCGACACCAACGUGGGGAAAAUUGAAUUUUAUACACUCACACCCAAAUACACACCCACACCUACACGAUACUAGUCAAACAGUCAAACGGAGUGGAAAUUAACGGCAAAAGAUCUGAGGCGAAACAAAGGAUUAAGAAAAUUAAUAAUAUUAGAAGUGCGAAAGAGGUUGAGGUAGACCAGAAUAUUCCAACUGUGCAUCAUCUGUGAAGCGUCCGCGUACAGUGUAAAACCUAUUAUUAAAGAAACUUUUAUAUCGAGUAAACUGGUAGCAAAGGU
Wyeomyia smithii (pitcher-plant mosquito) is the source of this 7742-nucleotide messenger RNA. It is a transcript of the gene spg, whose product is annotated as dedicator of cytokinesis protein 3. The transcript has 13 exons. NCBI's taxonomy places the organism in Eukaryota, Metazoa, Arthropoda, Insecta, Diptera, Culicidae. The record is from RefSeq and is a predicted model, not a curated record. Gene Ontology annotation, cellular component: cytoplasm; plasma membrane. Bases 754 to 6795 code for a protein of 2013 amino acids. Gene Ontology annotation, biological process: small GTPase-mediated signal transduction. Gene Ontology annotation, molecular function: small GTPase binding; guanyl-nucleotide exchange factor activity.